Messenger RNA from Varroa destructor (honeybee mite), 4195 nucleotides. RefSeq lists its product as uncharacterized. The record is from RefSeq and is a predicted model, not a curated record. Lineage: Eukaryota; Metazoa; Arthropoda; Arachnida; Mesostigmata; Varroidae. Gene Ontology annotation, molecular function: RNA binding. Gene Ontology annotation, cellular component: cytoplasm.
CAAGCUGGCCUUUGUUACGAUGUUCAUGUCGCAAGAUGCUCUAGACUGACAAAUCAUCUUUAGUCCGAAGUGACUUAAUAUCCGUUUCCUCUAAGCAUCGUUAUUAACAUCGUCAUUGAAAGAUGGCGAGGAGGACCGACCCGGGUCAGCUGGUCAUUGAAGAGAUCAACAUUCCUCGAAAGUUUCAUAGCCAAUUCGCAAAUGACGCUGAGUUUGGCCAAAAGCUAGUCUCAUACUUACAAAGUGUAUCUGGCGGACUCAUAGUGGAAAUACUGGACCAGUGUUCAACUCGACGCAGCAAUCAAUGUUAUUCUGCGCUGCACUCGUGUCCGGUUGACACCUAUCCUAGUAAUAGGCUUCAGGAAAAUCACCUUAGCCAGAGCCUUAAUUCAACUAACAACGUCGGAAAUCUUUCACCACCAUCAUCAUCAACAGCGCCGUCGACUCCACGGUCAACGUCCCUUCACAAAGCUGAACCAUCUUCUUCGGCGGGCGUGUUGCCAAGUUUCAACAACGUUUUAUGCCAAUCGUCUUGUUUAUUCAAUCACGUCAGCAAUAACAGCUGUCGUGACAACUACCACAAGAGAAGUUAUUCAAUAGGACCUAGCAGUAAUGAAGCCGGUAAACUGAGGCAAUCUUGUGAAGCGGCAACGACACCCAGCUUUGUUGCGAUGACAACAUUCCCACCAAAUUCAACGCCAAUAGAUGUUAGACAGCCAACAAUUUACAGUAGUCGUUCUUCACAACAGCAGUUUUCAAUCCCCGAGCAACAAACUCUGACCGUUGCUGCUAGGCCCGAAGAAAUCGUGGCUAAUGAUAGCAGAAGGGUUGACUAUCGCCAAGUAAUUUUUCGGGUUUCCGGCACUCAGGAACAGGUGGAUAUUGUUCGGGAGGAACUCAACAAAUGUCUGCAAAGUGGAAUCCCUACUGAAAGCCGGGUAAUGCUCAAAAUGGAUGUGUCAUUUUCGGAUCAUUCGUUCAUCAUCGGCCGCAUGGGUAGAGGAAGUCAGAGUAUAAUGCGUGCCACUGGAUGCCAUGUACACUUCCCUGAUUCAAAUAAAAAUAACCAUUCUGAAAAGAGCAACCAGGUAUCCGUAACGGGUCCGUCAGCCGGUGUUCUUGCAGCACGCCAGAAGAUCCGUGAACGGCUCCCGAUCUCCUUGGCGUUUGUAGUCGAGCAAGAUGACUACAGAAAGGUUGUCGAUUGGUCUGAGUCAUCAGACGGAAGAACACUGGACUUGAAGCCAAGCUUCAAACAAGGAAUUGAGGCCCUUCAAAACGAAUUUAGUAUGACCAUAAUCUGGCUACCAAUGGAGGAAUUUUGCGCGGUCGUGACCGUUCGUGGGCGUCGAACCAAUUUUGAGCGAAUCCGUGAAGGGUUCCGGCAGUUGGCUGCAUUUUUGCUACCUAACAAACCAACUCCCAUCGUACAUUUGGGCAUCGAGGUGUCACCCCAACAUCUGGGUUUUGUGCUUGGCACUGAAGAAACUAAAGCCCAAGCACUAAUGCAUGCGACCAACACUCGGCUCACAGUGGGCGGUUUCCGGUCAGAUACCUCGCACCAUAUACCCACAGUGCGCAUCUUUGGUGAAAUUGAUAACGUUUACCAUGCAUGGUUGUCAUUCAUGGACUCACUACCUGUUGUAUUGUGUUUUGACGUACUAAACACGUCGAAUAACUGCUGUGCACGCGGUGAAGGUCGUCAUGCCAGUGAAGAAGGCUGUAUUGGAGAGACUCUGCCAAGUCAGGCCACAACAUGUCCUCACUUGCCUCACGGUGUAGAAACCAGUCGUCAGGAACAGUUUCCUACGGAGCCUGUCACCUUGAAUGAGCUAGUGCAGCUUCGAGAAAUGGGAGUCGUUUCGUCUGAUUCACUGACAGCGAUCCUCUCUUCUGCUGUAGAAGAGAAUGGAAGCACUGUAGUUCGUUCUCCAGGAUUUCAUUAUGUAAUGACUAUCGCGACGACGCUAAAUUCGAUUUUAUCUUGCUACGAGAUAUCGCUUACGUUACGUUUUGCUCGGGAUUUGCGUCAUUGGAAGAUAGCUGCUAAAGGCCCGGAAAAAUACUUGGACCUUCUGAUGGAGAUUCACCGCGCUAUUACAAAUACAGGCAAUCACAAUCCUGUGCAGCUGGUGUGCAGAGCGCUCCAAGCCACAGACCCGCCACCCACCAGUUUCCCGUUCGCUAACGCUUCUUUGAAGCCGUCGAGUAUGUUCACAGUGUUGACGCCAGCUGCUACACGACAACGCUUUUCAGGAUGCCAACCUGGGUGUGCGCCUUGUGGAGCAUUGGACGAGCAAGAAACCUGCGAAAUGUUCGCUACCCUUCUCAAUAUUAGUGGAGAGUUAAGAAAAAACGAUCAUCAAUUGGGAGAUUAUAGGAUUCCGCCAGCGGACUCUUCUACACCGUCUCAUAUUGCUAUGUGGUCGCAGGUUCUCGAAAACAAACACUGAGUGACAAUGAAGGUGAAUAUCUGCUAGUGGAGUCAAAAUGAUGCGUCCGUACGAAGCCGACUGACAAGGACACAAGGUCGUCCAGAACUGUCCAAGACGUAUUGCCGAUGGAACCUGUUCUUUAAGGAGGCAACGAAUAACGUUUGAAUAAGACCGCGGUGCAGUGACUGGAAAAAGCCGCAGAGGCCGAUACUCCAAGUGAGCUUGCUUCAACAAAUGUUAGUUCGUGUCAUGCGUUGAAUGUAUCUCAGAAGACACUGGAUCAACACUGUAUCCUAGCCAAUGCACAAGGAUCAUGCGAGCUUAUACCGUGCACCAAAUUAAGUUAAUUGCGUACGGUUUGUAACGGGACUGAUUGCAAACGUACCGGAUUGUUGACAUCUCUGCCAGAAUAUAAGAAAAGUUAGGUGGUGGCUUUCUUAGCACGGCAUGGUCAGUUUUUUUUGUGGUAACUUAAAAACGUACUCUUUGCACGUGCAACGAGCUUAAACACCGGUCCGGUCAGAAUCUUCUUCAAUAACCUCAAGACAUUGGUGGAGUCAAACAGUUUGACCAUGUCUUUAAGUUAAAUGAGGUGUUCCUUCCUACGCUAAUCCGUGUUCGAAAAGCGCCUAAAUUGAAUGAACUCGUUGUUCAAGAAAAAUAGCAAGAACGUGGAAUCCUUCGUCUUUGUGUUUGCAAAUGGAAACAAUGAUUAUUUACUUAUAUCGUUGACUCCAAGAAACACACGCUAAUGAAUGUACCUGUGGUAGACUUAAAGUUUUACAAACCCGUUUGGAUAGAUCACAAACGAAGUAUUCGACGACUGCCUUAAGCAGUUCAUGACGGUCUUCGAAUAUUCCCUACAAAAGCGAUCUUUGCUAAUCGUGGCUAACCAUGAGACCCAUAGAGGCAUUGUUGUGAUCAAGUUGACUGUGGGAAACAGCACCCAUAUUGUUCCUCGUCGUGUGUAAAUUCGGAUCAUCCGGAACUUGAUUUUCGUAAGGAUUAAGAAAAGGACAGGUGCGUUUUCCCAAAACGAAGCCGUAUUUACAGAUGAAGACUAAAGAGAUAGAGUGGGAAAUUCAAGAGCCAGACGUGUGGCAUAUCCUUCAUGCGUUGCUGAUGACAUUGAUUUGAGGGAGGCUACAGAUGCUACUGUCGUUAUUUUUAAACAAAUGCAAUAUACAAUAGUUACUAGUUGAGCUAAGCAAAAUGAAGUAACAACUGCCCCAGACAACAUUCAAGUAAUCGUGGCGCAUACUGUUGAUGUCAAAGUUGUGUUUACGUUGAUGCAUCGACGAUUAUAAGUUAAAUUUGUUUGGAUAUAUAUCUUUAAAAUUGAAAUUUUCGGCCAGAUUUUUCCAUAUGUGGGUGUAUGGCCCAAAACAAUUCUAGUACAAUCACAAAAUCCCAAUAUAAUAAGUGAUUUACCCUGUAUAGCAUUUAUGAUCUGCGUGAACCGCUUAAAAUGGUAGUUUUAUUGCUGAUAUAUACAAAAAGUACUCUACGUUAAUUCGGUAACUAUUUCCGUUUCAAAAAUGAAUGUCGAACAUUAAAAACCAUCAACAAUGGUGUCAUAACAUGCUUAAGAUAUGUUUCGGUAGUUGAAAAGCAAAAUGAUAUGAAUAGAUCCAAUGUAGCUAUGCCCUUUUAGUUGAUUGCUAUUUAUAACUAUUUGUUUUCUGCGUGCGAUAGUCGCUGAUAAAUAAGCAGAACUAUUUUAAUGUAAAAUAAAUUAUCUCGAUCUUCAUAUGACUCAA